This is a messenger RNA of Pyrus x bretschneideri (Chinese white pear), 2520 nucleotides long. Its product is annotated as beta-galactosidase 13-like. Gene Ontology annotation, cellular component: vacuole; cell wall. The record is from RefSeq and is a predicted model, not a curated record. Gene Ontology annotation, biological process: carbohydrate metabolic process. Gene Ontology annotation, molecular function: beta-galactosidase activity; carbohydrate binding. NCBI's taxonomy places the organism in Eukaryota, Viridiplantae, Streptophyta, Magnoliopsida, Rosales, Rosaceae.
AUGGCGGUACCAAUGAGUCGAGUGCUCUUGAUUUCUCUUGUUUUCGCAGUGAUCACAGCCGCGCUAGUCCAUGCCAAAGGCCAUGGACAUCAUCAUCGUCAUCAUAAUCAAUCAUUGCAGGUUGGCCCCGUGACAUAUGAUGGCAGGUCACUGAUUAUCAAUGGGAAACGCGAGCUUCUGUUUUCGGGUUCAAUCCACUACACGCGAAGCACGCCAGAAAUGUGGCCUGAUACUCGAGAGGCCAAGCGCGGAGGCUUGAAUGUAAUUCAAACUUAUGUGUUUUGGAACAUUCAUGAGCCUGUGCAAGCGCAGUACAACUUUGAAGGAAACUAUGAUUUGGUGAAGUUCAUCAAGCUGGUUCAGAAGCAUGGAAUGUAUGCUACCAUUAGGCUUGGUCCAUUCAUCCAGGCUGAAUGGAACCACGGAGGACUUCCUUAUUGGCUAAGGGAGGUCCCCGGAAUCAUAUUCCGUUCUGAUAACACAGCAUACAAGCACCACAUGAAGAAUUAUGUGGAUAUGAUUGUGAAAAAGUUGAGAGAUGCGAAGCUGUUUGCUCCACAGGGAGGUCCGAUUGUCUUGGCACAGAUUGAAAAUGAGUACAAUAUGGUCCAGCUUGCAUAUAGAGAGUUGGGAAACAAUUACGUGAAGUGGGCAGCAGAGAUUGCAGGUGAAUCAGAACAUGGAGUGCCAUGGAUCAUGUGCAAGCAGAAGGAUGCUCCUGAUCCAGUUAUUAAUACUUGCAAUGGAAGGCACUGCGGAGAUACAUUCACAGGCCCUAAUAAACCCAACAAGCCAUCUCUAUGGACUGAGAAUUGGACUGCUCAAUACAGAGUAUUUGGUGACCCUCCUUCACAAAGAUCAGCAGAGGAUAUUGCAUUUUCCGUUGCUCGCUUUUUCUCAAAGAACGGAACUCUAACCAACUACUAUAUGUACCAUGGUGGCACAAAUUUUGGAAGAACAAGUUCUAUUUUCACAACCACCCGUUACUAUGAUGAAGCUCCUCUUGAUGAAUAUGGUUUGCCAAGGGACCCCAAGUGGAGCCACCUCAAGGACUUGCACAAGGCUUUGAAGUUAUCCAGGAAGGCUUUGCUCUGGGGAGUUCCGGGAGUUCAAAAGAUAAGCAAAGACAUAGAGGUUCAUUUCUAUGAGACAGCCACAACCAACAUCUGUGCUGCCUUCCUGACAAACAACAACUUCCAAACUGAAGCAACUGUUAAUUGGAGGGGCGUGGAUUAUCACCUGCCACCCCGUUCCAUUAGCAUCCUCCCCGACUGCAAGACCGUGGUCUUCAACACUCAGAGAGUUGUCUCGCAACUGAACUCUAGGAACUUCGUUCGAUCAAAAGUUGCCAAUAAUCUCAAAUGGACCAAGUAUGUAGAACCAGUUCCUAGCACCCUUCAAGUUCCAGUCAAUAACCCGACCCCGCUGGAGUUGUACAGCUUGUUAAAAGAUACCACAGACUACGCAUGGUACACCACUAAGCUGGCACUGAGUCCACAAGACUUGCCCAUGAAGGAAAGUAUUCGACCAGUUCUUCGAAUCGCAAGUCUUGGUCACGCAUUGCACGCAUUCGUCGAUGGGGAAUACAUUGGUUUCGCACACGGGAGCCACGAUGAGAAGAGCUUUGUUUUCGAGAAACCAGUUCCCUUGAAGGCUGGAAUCAACCAGAUUUCUCUGCUUGCAAUGACAAUAGGACUUCCAGAUAGCGGAGCCUACAUGGAGCACAGGUAUGCAGGGCCUAAUCUCGUAGCAGUACUAGGACUGAACACCGGAACAUUGGAUCUCACACGAAACGGAUGGGGGCAUCAGCUUGGUCUGAGUGGAGAAAAGCUUCAAGUGUUCACUGAGGAGGGAUCGAAACAAGUUCAAUGGCAUAAAAAAGGAGCACCAGAGGGUCUCACAUGGUACAAGACUUAUUUUGAUGCUCCAGAAGGCCAUGACCCUAUUGCUAUACGAAUGGCUGGAAUGGGAAAGGGAAUGAUUUGGGUGAAUGGUAAAAGCAUCGGCCGCCACUGGACGUCCUUCCUCUCUCCUCUAGGAGAACCAACUCAAGCCGAGUACCACAUCCCAAGGUCCUUCAUUAAACCUAAACAAAAUCUCCUUGUUGUGUUGGAGGAGCAGCCAGCCAAGCCCAAACCCAUCGAGAUCCUAACCGUCAACAGAGAUACUGUCUGUAGCUUCAUUACUGAAUAUCAUCCUCCGAAUGUGAAUUCAUGGGAAAGGAACAGCGUUUUCCAACCUGUGUUCGAUGUUGUCAAAUCAUCUGCAAACAUCAAGUGUCCAAAGAACAAGAAGGUUGUUGCUGUUGAGUUUGCAAGCUUCGGAGAUCCAGCUGGCACCUGUGGCAACUUUGUCUUGGGAAAAUGCAACUCCCCUGUAUCUAAGGAGGUUGUUGAACGACAUUGCUUGGGAAAAACUAUCUGCUCAGUCCCGAUUGAUCGCAAUCUUUUCGCCAGCAAAACCGAUGGUUGCCCUGAUAUCAAGAAGACACUUGCUAUCCAAGUCAAGUGUGCUAUAUAA